AUGGCAGAGCACCUAACGGAAUUGGAGAAGAUGACUAAACCCGUUCUUGAUGCUCUGAGAAGCUACCAGGAUUUGCCUCCGGAUAAAGCUUUGGCUACACUAGAAUUCGAAGACAAGAAAAGGCAAUACGAAGCAGCGGAGAAGCGUCUAGAAGAAGUAUUACAAUCAGCUCUUGAGUGA
Molecule: messenger RNA, 180 nt
Organism: Arabidopsis thaliana (thale cress)
Lineage: Eukaryota; Viridiplantae; Streptophyta; Magnoliopsida; Brassicales; Brassicaceae
Product: HAUS augmin-like complex subunit
Exons: 1
Coding region: 1-180 (59 amino acids)
Biological process (GO): spindle assembly
Cellular component (GO): spindle; HAUS complex
Source: RefSeq, marked reviewed